Penaeus vannamei (Pacific white shrimp) is the source of this 1718-nucleotide messenger RNA. It is a transcript of the gene Stam, whose product is annotated as signal transducing adaptor molecule. Gene Ontology annotation, molecular function: phosphatidylinositol binding; ubiquitin binding. Gene Ontology annotation, biological process: protein transport to vacuole involved in ubiquitin-dependent protein catabolic process via the multivesicular body sorting pathway. Lineage: Eukaryota; Metazoa; Arthropoda; Malacostraca; Decapoda; Penaeidae. Gene Ontology annotation, cellular component: ESCRT-0 complex. The record is from RefSeq and is a predicted model, not a curated record.
CGCAAUCGGAUGUAGUCGUCCUUCUCACAGUCACUUGAUCAUAACAAAACCUCAAUUUCUGUCACAAUUUCUUCAAAAAUCGGCCAAAAAUGGGGAUAUUUUCCAAUUCCUCGCCUUUCGACCAGUUUGUCGAGCGGGCAACCAGUGAGAAAAAUAUCAGUGAGGAUUGGGGGCAGAUAAUGGACAUAUGUGAUCGUGUGAAGGAGAGCAGCUCAGGCCCUAGAGACUGCCUCAAGUCAAUUGCCAGGAGACUAAAUUCAGAAAAUCCACGCAUUGUCUUACAGGCCAUAACACUUCUUGAUGCUUGCAUCAACAAUUGUGGCCGUAAAUUUCUUCUAGAAGUUGCCAGUAGGGAAUUUGAACAGGAACUUAGAAAACAUCUUACAAGUACACGAACACAUAUAAAAGUAUCCGAGAAGUUAAGAGAGUGUGUGAAGAAGUGGGCUGAGGGGGAUUUCAAGGGCGACCCACAGCUCAGCCUCAUUCCAGCCCUCUACAAUAACCUCAAACAGGACGGAUAUGACUUCAAUGUCCAGUCAGACUCUCCUAAGAAGAGCUUACAGAAGUACUCGAUGGACCCCAAUGUUGUCAACAGCAAGCAGGAGGAAGAUGACAUUGCAAGAGCCAUCCAGCUCUCCUUACAAGAGGGCGGCAACAGCUCUGCUUCAUCCUCGUCCGCUCGUUCAACCUCUACUAGUCUUUACUCAUCAGCCGCAGCUGCCCUCACAUCUGAUACUGUUCCUAGUGCCACCAGUAGCUCCUCACCAGGCAAGGAAGCCCAGAAAGCAAGAGCGCUGUAUGACUUUGAAGCUGCUGAGGAUAAUGAAUUGACUUUCAAAGCAGGAGAAAUAGUGUUGGUACUGGACAACAGUGACCCCAAUUGGUGGAAGGGAAGCAACCACAGAGGAGAGGGCCUCUUCCCAGCCAACUUUGUCACCCUUGACCUCAAUGCAGAGCAAGAGCAGCAUAGGACAGAUAAAAGGGUGUCCUUCUCUGAGUGUGUUGAAGUUACGGAAGUGGAAGGAGCUGGAAGCGAGGCAGCUGUGGACCAUGUGGAGGCAACUGGGGAGAUAGAAGAAGAAAAGAUUGACCAGCUGCUCCAUGUGUUACAUGAGGCAGAUCCAACAGGAGAGAGGCCAGAUCCACCAGAACUUGCAUUCUUGGAAGAGCAAGUGAAUGCCAUGGCGCCAACCAUAGAUGCAGAGCUAGAGCAGAUCGAUCGAAAACAUGCCCAGUUAGCACGCAUCAGCACAGACUUGGUGGAUGCCCUAAGCCUUUAUCACUCGCUAAUGCGCGAGAUGCCACCAACUAUGGGUGGAUAUUAUCAGAUGCCCAAAAUGCCAGGUUAUGCCCCUUCCCCUACUCCUGGCAUGCCACCACAGCAGAUGUAUGGUGCUCCUGGGCAGUUUGGGCCCAUCAUGGGUCCCCCUCCAGGCGUCCCAGGAGGCCCUGUACCCUACCCAAACAUGCCUCCUACCACUGGACCUGGAGGCCCCAUGCCACCACAACAGCAGAUGCCCCCACCUAUGCCUGGCCCUAACCACCCAGUACCCAAUCAGCCUCCCCCUCCAGGCCAGCCCAUGCCUGGCGUGCAACCUCCUAUGGGCCAGCCUGGCCCUCAGCCCACAGAAUUCCAGCAGAUGCCCCCUACCAGUCAUGAGCCCUCGAGGAGCAAAGCUUGAUGCCCGCAGCUAUGGCCACUUCCCCCCCACAAGCCA